AUGCUUUCAAACCUCAAAAAGCUUACUUAUCUUGGUUUAGGCGGAGGCAACAAAUUGUAUUUUCUUGAAGGGAAGAACACUUCCAACGGAACAUUUCCUUCUCAAAUUCAAAUUUUGGAUUUAAGUUCAUGCAACUUAGUUCAUUUUCCCAAUUUUAUACAACACUUGCAAGGCUUGACUGGUCUUUUCAUAUCAAACAAUGGCAUAAAGGCAAUCACGAGUUGGAUGUGGAAUAAAACAACUCUUCAGACUUUGGAUGUUUCCAACAAGAUAUUGAUGGGAGAAAUAUCCCCCUCCAUAUGCAACCUGCAGUCACUUGUGUUUCUUGGUUUAUCUUCCAACAAUUUAGUUGGCAAGAUUCCACCAUGUUUGGGAAGCUUUAGCCAAUCUCUUCAAAUUUUGAUGCUCGAUGAAAACAAAUUGACAGGCAAUAUUCCUCAAACCUAUGUGAAAGGAAAUGCCCUUCAGUUCAUUGAUUUUGGUUGUAACAAGUUGCAUGGUCCAUUACCAAGAGCACUGGUCAAUUGUAGAAUGCUAGAGCUUCUUGACGUGAGUCAUAACCAUUUCAAUGACUCAUUUCCUUUCUGGUUAGGAUCUCUUCCUAAGUUAAAGGUUGCUUCUUUUCGGGAUAAUCGAUUUCACGGAGCCAUAAUGUGUCCAUUGAAAUACACAUUUCCCCAGCUUCAAAUCAUUGAUCUUUCUCAAAAUGGUUUCUCAAAGAAAUUGACAUCAGAAAUAAUCACGUGUUUCAAAUCGAUGAUCAUAUCCAACAAAAGACAACUUGAUUCCAAGGACGUGAUUUAUAGUGAGAAAACGUUUCUGGAUAUUGAUUCGCUUCCAUUUUCAAUGUCCAACAAAGGAGUUGUCAUGGAGUAUCUUGGGAUUUCCGGUGAGAUUCCAGAUAUCAUGGGAAGUUUGAAUCGUCUUGUUGUGCUCAAUUUGUCCAAUAACUUGUUUACUGGCAGCAUCCCAUCUUCCUUCGGAAAGCUUUCAAAUCUUGAAGUCUUGGACCUUACGGUUAAUAGCCUGUCAGGGAAUAUUCCUCAACAACUCACCGCGCUAACCUUCUUGGAUUUCUUCAAUGUGUCUUCCAACAAUCUCUCAGGUCCAAUCCCAGCAAAUGGGCAACUUUCCACGUUUGAUAACAAUUCAUUUGAGGGAAACAAGGAUUUGUGCGGGAUUCAAUUGUUGAAGAAAUGUGAAGAUCCUUCUAAGCAUCCAUUGCAAAAACCUGAUGGUGAUCAAGAUUCUGAGUCAGGAUCUUUCUUUGAAUUGUAUUGGAUGGUAAUUCUAAUUGGAUAUGGGGGUGGCCUUGUUGCUGGGUUAGCUCUGGGAAAUGCUUUCGCUGUAGAUGUUUUUAGGUUGCUGAAAAAGAUCUUUUCAUGUGUGUAA
Molecule: messenger RNA, 1392 nt
Organism: Arachis stenosperma
Lineage: Eukaryota; Viridiplantae; Streptophyta; Magnoliopsida; Fabales; Fabaceae
Product: receptor like protein 22-like
Exons: 2
Coding region: 1-1392 (463 amino acids)
Molecular function (GO): protein binding
Source: RefSeq, a predicted model, not a curated record